Molecule: messenger RNA, 1815 nt
Organism: Hippocampus zosterae (dwarf seahorse)
Lineage: Eukaryota; Metazoa; Chordata; Actinopteri; Syngnathiformes; Syngnathidae
Gene: cldn15b
Product: claudin 15b
Exons: 5
Coding region: 385-1053 (222 amino acids)
Biological process (GO): bicellular tight junction assembly; cell adhesion
Cellular component (GO): plasma membrane; bicellular tight junction
Molecular function (GO): structural molecule activity
Source: RefSeq, a predicted model, not a curated record
GGGAAUUAUUGACAGUGUUCAAAGCGACUGUCAGAAGGUGACAAAUAGCUCUGAGUCUAUAGACGUUAGUCAGCAGGUGUCGAGGUUCAACCUCACUUCCCUUAAGUUGGGUAAACACGUGGACUUUUGAAAAAGCUUCGGGAGAUGUGAGAAUAAUAGAGGAAAUCAGAAGUGGGCUGUUUGGGGAUUAAUCAUUAAUUUGGAGGUUUCUCGAGCAUCCUCGCUCUAGGGUUGCUGGGAAAUCGGCUAAGCACACUGAGAACGCUGGGCUAAAGAAAAACAACAGGUUUCUUCUUGAAGAUAGUUUAGCCAGGCGACAUUUGUCAGAGGUCUGUCGGGGAAAGCUCGGAAAAGACAGGCUGGAUCACGCGCAAUCGUGGAGUUAUGAAUCCCGUCGUGGAAGCGUUUGCCUUCUUCCUGGGCUUCCUGGGAUGGCUGAUGGUCGGGAUCGCCCUUCCCAAUCGGUACUGGAGAGUGUCAACAGUGGACGGUAACGUUAUCACCACGUCCACCAUCUAUGAGAAUCUCUGGAUGUCCUGCGCCACCGACUCGACGGGAGUUCACAACUGCCGCGAUUUUCCGUCGUUGCUCGCACUAAGCGGGUACAUACAAGCGUCUCGAGCAUUGAUGAUCGCCGCCAUCGUGUUCGGAACAUUUGGGCUUGUGGGAACUCUGGUUGGAAUGCAGUGCUCGAAAAUCGGAGGUGAAAACUACGUUCUGAAGGGGAGAAUUGCUGCAAUCGGAGGGGUGUUCUUCUUACUACAGGGUAUGUGCACCAUGAUUGCUGUGUCUUGGUAUGCAGCCAACAUCACGCAGGAGUUCUUUGACCAGUUCUACCCAGGGACAAAGUACGAGAUCGGAGAAGGUUUGUACAUCGGCUGGUCCUCGGCCGUACUUGCCCUGUGUGGAGGCGGUUGUCUGGUGUGCUCGUGCAGUUGUAAGGAGUCGGGUGAAAAAGUGCCUUAUCCAUACCAGCCGUCCUCCAGGGGACGUGUGCUGUCCACUACUUCCCAGUCUGCCCCCAGCAACUAUGGAAGAAAUGCAUACGUGUGACACGUUACUGGGACAAAAGGAGAGUUGAACUCAUUACAGAGCAUUUUCAAGAGGAGGAUAUGAUCAAAUAUUGAAAUGUGCAAUCAAAUCUGAAUCUGGGGGGGGUUUUUUGGUACUCGUUUUGAACUAUAACUUGUAACGUUAAUGCGCUGUGAUGUUCAUGCACCCUUUCCCAUAUGCUAAAUAGGGCAGGACAGUAGUAGAGCAGUAAAGAUAACAGUAUCUUCAGAGCAAUGACAACAGUGGGCAAAUAUGAAUUGCUACUGUGCUUCGGGAACCUGCUGUGAAGUGAAAGCAAGUGAUUUUUGCGAAACAUGAUUAAGGUCGUAUUACCAUUGAUUAAAUUUGUAUUUAUUAGGGUUUUUUUUUUUUUACAAAGUAUAAAGUAGAAACGUGAGUUCAUCAGCUGUUGCGUAUAAACACACACGUUAGGAACAUCGUGAAUUUGAUGUAUUUAGGGAAAAUAGUUAUAUUAUGAUAUAGCUGUCAUAUGAGGGAGUAGACAAUUUGGUUCCUGUAAUUUUCAUUGUUUUAUAUUAAAAAAAACAAGUAAAAAAAAGGUUGGUAGUGAUUCUGACGAGGAACAGGGAACGUACAGUGAGUACAUGCUAACAAGUGUGUGACUCACCUGAAGUUCUAUUUGGUGAUGAUGCCACCUGUGGGAAAGACGUAAAAUUACAACUGGGUACGUUUAACAUUAAAUAACUGUAUUACAGUGAACAAGCAGCCUUGGACCAUCUUAUUAGAUUUAUUUCUUACCAA